Molecule: messenger RNA, 336 nt
Organism: Paramuricea clavata
Lineage: Eukaryota; Metazoa; Cnidaria; Anthozoa; Malacalcyonacea; Plexauridae
Source: the annotation of a GenBank genome assembly
AUGGCAGCUCAGCAAAGAAUUCGGUCCUCCAACCUUAUGUCUCAACAAGGAAUUUUAAUAUCUAAUGUCGAGUCGCAUAGUGUCACACCCACCAUACAAACGCAAUAUGCAAUUCCAGCUAGACAUAAGCCUAAUCCCGGAUCGUUCAUAUUUGAAAAAUUGGCAUUCCUUGACCCCCGAGUCUCGCGUUGCUAUGGUUGUGGGGACCAAUUAAAGCCAGGGGGUAAUUUGCCAUCUCCACCUAAUGACCUGGUUAUGACAACACGACUGCACCGAAGGUAUUACAAAGAGGGACAGUUGCAAGUUUCGCUAGAGAUAAAACCAGUGUAUCUCAUG